AUGAAAUCAAAAUUAAUUUGCACAAAAAAGAAUGUCGUUAAAGCGACAAUUGCAUUUGCAGUUUUCUUCUGCCUCUUCUCAUCAUUUUGGUUUUGUCCACUGAACGAGUUUAAUUCCAUUGACCAGUGUGUGUACAACACAAAUGCAAUUUAUUAUUUUUUUCUUUUACAAAUUCAUGCACCAUUACGUUUGAUUCUUGUUUGUGUGAUCCCUGUGAUUACGAUGGCAGCAGCGAAUAUUCGACUGUUGAAAAACAUUCGUCAGUCUCGACGACGAGUAGCGGCCGAAAUGGAAGGUACACACACAACAUAUGAGCAACAGCAGCAGCAGCAAAUACAACAACUGGAAACAACAAUAUCUCAGCCAGCAAGAAGUGGAAUCAGGAUUGAAAAUAUUUUGAAAUUACGUCGAUUGAAUGCCAUAGAUCGUAUGUUAAUAUUGAUGAUGAUUACCAAUGUGACAAUGUAUGUCGUUACACAAGUCCCCUAUCAUAUUUACGCCGUCAGUCGAGGUUAUUAUCAAGGACUCGAUUCAUAUACAAAUUCACUUGUUCGAGCUUUGCUCUUGAUAUGGUCGUCGUUGUAUUUCGGACUCGGCUUUUAUCUAUUUUGUUUAGCUUCGCCGCUAUUUCGACAAAAAUUUGCUAAAACUGCACAUGCAUUAAAACUAUAUUUCUGGCGAUAA
Messenger RNA from Didymodactylos carnosus, 684 nucleotides. Lineage: Eukaryota; Metazoa; Rotifera; Eurotatoria; Philodinida; Philodinidae. The record is from the annotation of a GenBank genome assembly.